AUGUUCCUCAAUAAGUGUGAGGGGGAGCUGGGCGAGCUGCGGAAGCCGGGGGACGGCGAGGAGACGCCUCCAGCUGCUGCCGAGGAGGAGCAGCCCAAAAAGAAGCACCGGCGGAACCGCACCACCUUCACCACCUACCAGCUGCACGAGCUGGAGAGAGCCUUCGAGAAGUCCCACUACCCCGACGUGUACAGCCGAGAGGAGCUGGCCAUGAAGGUCAACCUGCCUGAGGUCCGCGUGCAG
Molecule: messenger RNA, 243 nt
Organism: Lagopus leucura (white-tailed ptarmigan)
Lineage: Eukaryota; Metazoa; Chordata; Aves; Galliformes; Phasianidae
Product: retinal homeobox protein Rx1-like
Exons: 1
Biological process (GO): positive regulation of transcription by RNA polymerase II
Molecular function (GO): RNA polymerase II cis-regulatory region sequence-specific DNA binding; DNA-binding transcription factor activity, RNA polymerase II-specific
Source: RefSeq, a predicted model, not a curated record